UUUACCACCAGUCCCAGUCCCAGUCCCAGUGUCAGUGCACACUGCACAGCAUUCCAUUGAUUAUUAGGGUCCCUUCCGUCCAUGAUUGUUAUGCUGUUUCUGGGAAAUUGUGCCUUCCCUAGUCUGAAGUUCCAGGGAACCAUUUGAAGGUUAGCUACUGCCGCGAGCUUGCUUCGUUAGUCCCAGGCGAGGGCAAGAGCGAUCAAUUCAAUCAAGGUGGGACGUACAUACCGACCCGCCGGUUGUUGUUUUGUCUCAACCAUCUUUGUUUUCUUUCUCUCCAUCGAUCGUGAAAUAUCCUCUGUACAGUACAACAUCAACCAUUAGGCAAGCGGGCUAUCAAUACGCGUUGAGAUCGCUUACAUCCUUCAAGAUGGCUACGUCGAAUGCCGGUUCAGGCGGCGCGACGAACUCGGAGAAGAACAGCUCCUCGCUGUCUGCGUUCCUGUCGACUCUGAUCCCAGUUGGCCUCCAAGCUGCGGCCUUUGUAGGCAUCUUCUUGGUGCUCAGAACGAAGCAGAAGCGCGUCUACAGACCGCGCACUUACCUGGAGACACUUCACGAGGGAGAAAAGUCGCAGGACCUUCCUCCAGGGAAGUUCAACUGGAUUAAGCCGUUCAGAGGCCUGGACGAUGAAUAUGUUCUUAAUCAUCAAUCCCUCGAUGGGUACCUCUAUAUGCGGUUCAUCAAGAUGUUGGCGGUCAUCUGCUUCAUCGGCUGUUGUAUCACUUGGCCUGUUCUCUUCCCGGUCAACGCGACUGCUGGUGGUCCUGGCAAGGAGUUUGAUCUCUUAUCGUUUGCGAAUAUUCCUGCGACUCAGAAGAACAGAUAUUAUGCGCAUGUAUUCGUAUCAUGGGCUUUCUUCAGUGUCGUGAUGUACAUCAUCACGCGCGAAACAAUGUACUUCAUCAAUAUCCGUCAAACCUACCUCCUUGCUCCUUUCAAUGCAGCUCGCAUGUCCUCGCGAACAGUCCUAUUCACAGACGUGCCAGAGGAAUACCGCAACCAAGAGAAGUUGGCGGCCCUUUUUGGAGGAGCAAUGAAGAGAUCAUGGUUGGCGACCGAUUGCAAGGAGUUGACCAAGAAGGUGGAAGAGCGCGACAAGGAUGCGAUGAAGCUCGAGAAUGCCGAGAUCAAGCUGGUCCAAACUGCGAACAAGAGACGUCUGAAAUGGGAGAAGAAGAACGACAAGAGGAAGGAUGCCGCACCUGCUGCUCCUGCUGCUCCUGGUGCCCCCGGUGCUCCUGGUGCUCCUGCUGAUGGCGCUGAUGCAGAAGUUGCUCUCCCAGGUGCAAGAUAUAUGAAGGAUAAGGACCGCCCAAAGCACCGCACUGGAAAGAUCCCUUUGAUUGGCAAGAAAGUCGAUACCAUCGAUUGGACGCGCAGCGAACUCAGAAGACUCGUCCCGGAAGUCCAAAAGGCGCAAGAGGCUCAACAGCAGUUCAAUGGAAAGCUGCUCCCAGCUGUAUUCGUCGAGUUCAAUACACAGCAAGCUGCCGAGGCUGCGUUCAGAAGGAUGACACCCAAGAAGGAGCCGAAGAUGAAUCCUCGUGCGAUCAGCACUACUCCCAGCCAGGUCAUCUGGAAGAACCUGAGUAUCAGCAAGUCGCAGAGGAGACUCAGAAAGAUCGGAACUACCACUUUCAUUGUUUUGAUGAUCGUCUUCUGGGCAAUUCCCGUGGCAGUUGUGGGUGCGAUCAGUAAUAUCAAUUACUUGACUGACAAGGUCACUUUCUUGAAAUUCAUCAACGAUAUUCCAGGUCCAGUAUUAGGUGUUGUCACUGGUCUCCUGCCAUCAGUCAUGCUUGCCGUCCUGAUGUCUCUGGUACCUGUCGUCUGCCGAUUGAUGGCCAAACUCAGCGGAGAAGUUACACUUGGAAGAAUUGAGCUCAAGACUCAACACUGGUACAUGGCUUUCCAAGUCGUCCAGGUCUUCCUUAUCACCACCUUUGCUUCUGGAGCAGCUUCAGUUGUCACCGAUAUCAUUAAUGAUCCAGCUAGUGCCACGACACUCCUUGCUGAGAACCUGCCCAAGGCGUCUAACUUCUUCAUCUCUUACAUCAUCGUUCUAGGUCUGGGCAUUGCGGCAUCGGAUCUUUUGAACAUCGGAGCUCUGGCGAUGUUGACUAUCGUUGGAAAAUUCUUGGACAAGUCGCCUCGCAAGAUUUUCAAUCGGUACAUUACUCUGGCCGGUCUGGGAUGGGGAUCUUUGUAUCCUAAGUUCGGAAAUAUGGGAGUCAUUGCACUUUCAUAUUCCAUCAUCGCUCCCCUUGUCAUGGGUUUCGCCUGUGUUGGCUUUGGUCUGAUCUACCUCGCCGUUCGGUACAACUCAUUCUACGUAUUGACAAACAAUGUCGACACCAAGGGAGCUGCAUACGCUCUUGCUCUCCAACAGUUGACGAUCGGUGUUUACAUUGGAGAGAUCUGUCUCGCAGGUCUCUUUGGCAUCAACAAAUCAUGGCCACACCUCGGUCUCAUGCUUGGCUUUAUACUCGUAACAGCCCUCUGGCACAUUACGAUGAACAUGGCAUUGAAGCCACAGCAAAAGUACCUCCCAGACGACAUCGGCGACCAAACAUCCCUCUUCAUGACCAGCGACCACAAGUCCUACGAUUUCAAGAAAGCCGGCGUCCCACCCACCGAAGCCACCGUCUCCGACCACAAGAAGCUCACCGCCAGAAAAGCCUCCAUCUUCAGCAAAAUCUUCGACCCCUCGAAAUUCAAAUCGCACACCAAGGUCAAAUCCCUCGUACCUGACUUCCCACCACCAAACUACACGCCAGAGGAAGAAGCAGAGGCUUAUUACGACCCGGUUCUAAGAAGUCCCGUUCCGAGACUGUGGAUCGUGAGGGACUCAAUGGGCAUCUCACAUAGAGAAGUCCAAGAUUCGAGUGAGGUUGUGGAGAUUAGUGAUGAUUAUGCGACAUUCAAUGAGAAGGGGAAGGUGGUUUGGGAGUAUGAGGAUCAGGGCAGGUUGGAGGAUGUGCCGAUUUGGGAGAAGAGGAUUGACUAUUGAUUAUUAUAUCUCAUGGGGGUUCGGAGCUUAUACACUACGGCGGGGUGCGGGGUGGCGUUCACCAGGAAAGGCCCGGAUGGGGAAAUGGGGGUUAUAAAAACGACGCUUGACGACUUCGGAUGGUAUACCUACUUGUGUUUGUAUUUGUAUCGCUUCCCGUACCGUACCGUAGAGUACGUGCUUUAACGUAGAGUAACUUAACGUACUUAUGUAAUGUCUGUUAACAAGACUAUCCUUAC
Messenger RNA from Cadophora gregata, 3255 nucleotides. RefSeq lists its product as uncharacterized. The record is from RefSeq and is a predicted model, not a curated record. The transcript has 7 exons. Gene Ontology annotation, molecular function: calcium-activated cation channel activity. Gene Ontology annotation, cellular component: plasma membrane. The coding region runs from base 374 to 3016 and encodes 880 amino acids. NCBI's taxonomy places the organism in Eukaryota, Fungi, Ascomycota, Leotiomycetes, Helotiales, Ploettnerulaceae.